Molecule: messenger RNA, 1704 nt
Organism: Histoplasma mississippiense
Lineage: Eukaryota; Fungi; Ascomycota; Eurotiomycetes; Onygenales; Ajellomycetaceae
Product: DNA primase small subunit
Exons: 3
Coding region: 1-1704 (567 amino acids)
Biological process (GO): DNA replication, synthesis of primer
Cellular component (GO): alpha DNA polymerase:primase complex
Source: RefSeq, a predicted model, not a curated record
AUGCCGAAUGCUGGCCAAGAAUGCAAAGAGGUUCUGCCAUGUGCUUCGGAGCAAGACACUGGCCAUGUCAGGCCUGAAGAUGGGCCCGAAGAUGACCCCGCCGAUGACCCCGCCAGAACUACCACUGCACAACCGGAUACUUCAGAGCCUGUCAAGCUAGAAGACCUGUUCGGCGAUGACGAUGACGAUGAUGAAUUUCCUACGUCCAGCGCAGCUGUGACUUCAAAGCUCGAGAGCGCCCCAGAGCCACCACUCAAACCGCCCGGGCCCGCUCCGGUGCAAAUAGACUCCGAGACGAUGUACGCCUUCUACUUACGCCUGUUUCCGUUCAAAUAUCUCUUCCAGUGGCUCAAUCACGAUGUGAAACCCUCGCCGGAUUUUGGCAACCGGGAAUUCGCAUUCACUCUUCAAAACGAUGCCUAUCUACGUUACCAAUCAUUCCCAAAUGCAGAGCUCCUCCGUAAAGAAAUCCUCCACUUGAACCCCUCUCGCUUCGAAAUUGGACCCGUCUACAGCACCAAUCCACGCGACCGCAAAACCCUCCGCAAAGCCAGCCUCUUCAAGCCAGUCUCCAAGGAACUCGUCUUCGACAUCGACCUGACAGACUACGACGACAUCCGCACCUGCUGCAACAAGGCAAACAUUUGCCAGAAAUGCUGGGCCUUCGUCACCAUGGCCAUCAAGGUCAUCGACACGGCUCUCCGUGACGAUUUCGGCUUCGAGCACAUUCUCUGGGUCUACUCGGGUCGGCGCGGCGCGCACGCUUGGGUCUGCGACCCGCGCGCCCGCAGUUUGCCCGACGACCGCCGCAAGGCUAUCGCAGGCUACCUCGAGGUCAUCCGCGGCGGCAGCCAGAGCGGCAAGAAAGUCAACCUCAAACGUCCCCUGCACCCGCACGUUGCGCGGAGCCUCGAGAUCCUCAAGCCGCACUUCGCCUCCACCAUCCUCGUAGCGCAGGACACUUUCAGCAACCCGGCACAAGCCGAACAGCUCCUCGCCCUGCUCCCGGAUAAACCGCUCGCGGACGCGCUGCGGCGCAAAUGGGACUCCGCACCCGAGCGCUCGAGCACCAGUAAAUGGAACGACAUCGACGCUGUGGCCAAGUCUGCCAAGUCACGCGGCGCCGCGGCAGCCGGGCAGCAGUCGCUGGAUACUAAGGCGCUCCUGGAAGCGAAGCAGGACAUCGCGCUGGAGUAUACCUACCCGCGCCUGGACGCGGAAGUAAGCAAGAAACUCAUCCAUCUGCUCAAGAGCCCCUUUGUCGUGCACCCGGGCACGGGCCGCGUGUGUGUCCCAAUCGACAUCCGCCGCGUGGAGCUGUUCGACCCCCUUAGUGUGCCGACGGUCGGAGAGCUGAUUGCGGAGAUCAACGCGUGGGAUGGCGGGGAAGGCGGUUCGAGGGAGAAUGGAAGCAAUGGUGCGAAUGACGUUGUGAAAGAUGAACAGACGGCGGGGGAUGUUGAUUUUGAUCCUGGUGCUGGUGUUGGUGCUGGUGGUGCCGGCCUGUCCAGCGCAGCCGACGUCGAUGGCAAAGGGAGACGGGUGCAGGACUACGAGAAGACUAGCCUGAAGCCGUAUAUUGAUUAUUUCCGCUCGUUCGUGGCGGGGCUGCUUAAGGCAGAGAGAGCGGGGGCCGGAACGGGGAAGAGGGGCAGGGACGCCGAGGGUUGGGAGGCCAGUGGUGCGAGCGUUAUGGAGUUUUGA